UGAUUGUUUGUUUAUAGGUGUCCCAACCCCACACCCAGUCCCAGAGCUACUCACUCACCAAUUCUCUUCUCUUCACAGGAGUUUUAUGUGUUAAACCAUUCUAGGGUUUUCAUUUCGUGGGGAUAAAUUGAAGCCCUUUGAUUUGAGGAAAGAGAAAGAAAACUAAUCGUUGCGGAUUUGGUCGUCGGAGGUCAAAUUCCAACUCCGGUAACAAGAAUGAGCGCUUCUCGGUUCAUCAAGUGUGUCACAGUCGGCGAUGGAGCUGUUGGAAAGACUUGUAUGCUCAUUUCUUACACCAGCAACACUUUCCCCACUGAUUAUGUGCCAACCGUUUUCGACAAUUUUAGCGCAAAUGUGGUAGUCGAUGGGAGCACCGUUAAUCUAGGGUUGUGGGACACUGCAGGCCAAGAAGAUUACAAUAGAUUGAGACCUUUGAGUUAUCGAGGUGCUGAUGUUUUUAUACUUGCUUUUUCUCUCAUUAGCAAGGCCAGCUAUGAAAAUGUCUCUAAAAAGUGGAUUCCUGAAUUAAGGCAUUAUGCACCUGGGGUUCCAAUAAUCCUUGUUGGAACAAAGCUAGAUCUUCGUGAUGAUAAGCAGUUUUUCACGGACCAUCCUGGUGCAGUUCCGAUCACAACGGCUCAGGGAGAGGAGUUGAAGAAGCUAAUUGGUGCCCCUGCUUACAUUGAAUGUAGUUCCAAAACACAGCAGAAUGUGAAGGCUGUUUUCGAUGCAGCCAUUAAAGUGGUUCUGCAGCCACCGAAGCAAAAGAAGAAAAAGAAGCGGAAGGGUCAAAAGGGAUGCUCGAUAUUGUGAUUUUAGACCGACCAAGUGAAGAGAAAAGUGAAUUAUGCUGUGCUAAUUACCCUUGUACCUUUUCUAAAGCAUUUGCUCACUUUUGCUUUCUGUCUCAAGAAAAGCAGCUGUGUUGUGCGGUAGAUUGGAGGAGUUUAUAUAAGCUCAUUAUGUAUAUUGUUUAACACCAAAUGGUUGAGGCUAUUUUGGGUAUUUCUAGUUUGUUUCUUAUUUGGGGUGAAAUUAAUUUGAUAUGCUUCUUGUACCCUAAUUAUUUGCUUAAUGUCAGCCACCAUGUUUUCUUAAA
Molecule: messenger RNA, 1099 nt
Organism: Cynara cardunculus var. scolymus (artichoke)
Lineage: Eukaryota; Viridiplantae; Streptophyta; Magnoliopsida; Asterales; Asteraceae
Product: rac-like GTP-binding protein ARAC3
Exons: 8
Coding region: 217-813 (198 amino acids)
Biological process (GO): regulation of cell shape; cortical cytoskeleton organization; regulation of actin cytoskeleton organization
Cellular component (GO): plasma membrane; cell projection; cytoplasmic vesicle
Molecular function (GO): protein kinase binding; GTP binding; GTPase activity
Source: RefSeq, a predicted model, not a curated record